Messenger RNA from Macrobrachium nipponense, 2029 nucleotides. Its product is annotated as serine/threonine-protein kinase TBK1-like. Gene Ontology annotation, molecular function: protein serine/threonine kinase activity. Lineage: Eukaryota; Metazoa; Arthropoda; Malacostraca; Decapoda; Palaemonidae. The record is from RefSeq and is a predicted model, not a curated record. The transcript is spliced from 11 exons. Gene Ontology annotation, cellular component: cytoplasm. Gene Ontology annotation, biological process: peptidyl-serine phosphorylation. Bases 93 to 1802 code for a protein of 569 amino acids.
UUGUUUUUUUUGUAUCAGGUGUAACAUUGUACCAUGUAGCUACUGGACAGCUUCCUUUUCGACCAUACGGAGGCCGUCGAAAUAAAGAAACCAUGUACCACAUCACAACAGAAAAGGAGCCUGGUGUUAUAUCUGGGGUACAGACAUCAGAAAACGGACCAAUUGAAUGGUGUACAGAGCUCCCUGAAACGUGCCAGCUUAGUUUGGGGCUUAGGAAGCUGGUUACGCCUUUGUUAGCUGGUCUUUUAGAAGUGGAUCCACAAAGGAUGUGGAACUUUGAAAGAUUUUUCCAGGAAGUCACCAUGAUCCUUAGUAGGAAAGUAGCACAUGUUUUCUAUGUGAACCGAGUUCAGCCACUUACAAUAUAUAUGGAUCCGAAACACAGAUAUGAGGAACUGCAGUACUUAAUUUGUGAGCAAACAGAUAUGAAUCCAGCCAAUCAACUUAUUCUCUAUGAUAAUAAGCACUUAUAUGAUUUAGUAGACUCUGAGCAACCAGCAUCUUCAUAUCCAUCAACCACUCAACGUACACCUUUAGCAUUGUUUUCAAAGCAGGAUGACGACAUAAGUCUUACCCUCCCAGAAACACCAGCUGCAAAAUUUGGAAGUUUCCCAGCUUUGGUGAGUGUAGAGCAUGAUGCUGCAGUUGGAAAGUCCAUGUGCUCAGCUGGUCAUGCCAUCAAGCGCAAGAUAGAUUAUUUUUCAAAAUGUGUUCAUUUGACAGAAUACAGUGUUGUUAUGUUUAUAGAAGUGAUGAUCCAAGAACUCACAAAGUUGCAAAAUCGUAUGGGCCAUGUUCAGUCCCUCACAUCUGCAGUUAGCGACCGUUUUAGUCAGUUGGUUGCAAACCAUCGAAGAUUUCUCAUGCUUACCCAGAUGUGUGGUGGUAACCAGGAAUCUACCACUCAGCCACUUCGUGAACGUCUAGAAGAUCUAGUUAAUAAUAAAGUAGAUGCUGAGAAAUCUGAGCCUUCCACACAACAACAGGCCAUUGACAGACUAGAAGAACUGGUGAAUGUGACAGCUGAGAGUGACAAGGUGGUCCGAGAUUCCUUGUGUAGCAUAGUACCUGUUGUGAAUCAACUUCAUGAGAGAGUAGUUAGCGGAAGACAGUUGAGCCGACAGUGGCAGCAGGGAGGGAAUGAUGUAAAUGCUGUAGAAAGAGCCCCUAACAAAGCUGCAACCUAUGUUACCAAACUCAGGGAGUCAUGGCAACAUUUACUGAGAGAUAGAGCAGCCAGAACCCUUACCUUUAAUGAUGAGCAGUUUCAUUUGCUAGAAAAGAUGAAGAUGAAAGAAACAGCUAAGUGUUUAGAAACUUUGCUUGCUGCUGUAACAGCUACUUUGCACCAUACAACGGAUACCCUUGCUGAUUGGUGCAAGGUAGCAAAAGUUCAGCGGGUGCAGUUAGAAAUUGAAGAAACUGAUGUACAAAAACAUGAAGCACUCCUCAUAUCCUUCCAAGCCACUUUAAGUGAUACAGAAGAGAGAUACCAUCAAACUCUUUCAGAGUUACUUGCAGCUAUUAAGGAUAAGAAAUUACAGGAUGAUCCAAUAUUGCAGGCAGAGAUGCAAGAUUCUGGUAAAAACAAACAGAAUGAACAGGGAGAUAGUACAAAACAUAAAGAUAGUCAGAAGUCAAAGAAAGAAGACAUAAACAAAGCUAAAGUUAAACUGUCGUUGCAGGAGAUGUGUGAAGCUCAGGAACAUGUAAUGAAAUUGCUUGAGGAGAAUGGUAAAAUCAUCAAAAGCUUCCAAAGGCUGGCAGUACUUUCAGAUUCUGCUACUACCAGUGGAAAGUAGUGCUGCUUUAAUUUAUAUUUUGUAUAGCAUUUAACCAUGAAUUCUCAUAUAGUCAUCUAUUUCCACAAUUUUAAGUCAUAAACUAAAAAUGUGAUUUAUAUAUACUGUUGUAGAGGAUAUUUUUUAAUACUAUGUUGAUUGUGAUGUUUUCAUUGCAUUGAAGUUUUGAAUAGUUAAUGUUAAAGAUAUAUACUGUACAUGCAUUUAUAAAUAAAUGAUAUCUUUUA